This is a messenger RNA of Xenopus laevis (African clawed frog), 2647 nucleotides long. RefSeq names its product guanine nucleotide binding protein (G protein), alpha 13 S homeolog (gene gna13.S). Gene Ontology annotation, biological process: G protein-coupled receptor signaling pathway; adenylate cyclase-modulating G protein-coupled receptor signaling pathway; adenylate cyclase-activating G protein-coupled receptor signaling pathway. Gene Ontology annotation, molecular function: GTP binding; GTPase activity; G protein-coupled receptor binding. NCBI's taxonomy places the organism in Eukaryota, Metazoa, Chordata, Amphibia, Anura, Pipidae. Gene Ontology annotation, cellular component: heterotrimeric G-protein complex; plasma membrane; brush border membrane. The record is from RefSeq and is marked predicted.
UUCAAGAUGGCGGAUGGUGUUGCCGGGUUCGGCUCGCACCUCCAGUUCCUACGUUGAUCGGUAUAGGCGAGAAGUAGUUUCCCUGCUACGCUGGUGAGCACUGAGCAAUAGAGCCCCCCGUCUCAGAGGCCGGCGAAACGUGACACGCGUACCCGCGCACAGUUAGUUCCGUUCAGAGAAAGGAGGCUAAUCGGGGGCGCGCACGCAGCCUCACAGUGCCGCUCCCGCGCACGCACCGCAAGGACCGCUCCCCCGUCUCAGGGCCGCCGAUGAGGCAGGAGUGAGCAGGGCGAGUGUGUAAGAUGGCGGACUUCCUGCCGUCCCACUCGAUGUUUUCCGUGUGCUUUCCUAAUUGUGUGCUCAACAGCCGGGAGGCCGACCAGCAGCGCAAGUCCAAGGAGAUCGAUCGCUGCCUAUCCCGGGAGAAAACUUAUGUCAAACGCCUGGUGAAGAUCCUGUUGCUCGGGGCCGGGGAGAGCGGCAAAUCUACUUUCCUCAAGCAGAUGCGCAUUAUCCACGGGCAGGACUUCGAUCUGCGGGCCAAGGAGGAGUUCCGGUCCACCAUCUACAGCAAUGUCAUCAAAGGUAUCCGGGUACUGGUGGAUGCACGAGAGAAGCUCCACAUUCCAUGGGGCGAAUCAGCCAAUCAGAAGCACGGAGAGGUGAUGAUGGCUUUUGACACAAGGUCAGCCAUGGUGGCCCAGGGUAUGGUGGAAACUCAAGUAUUCAUGGCACACCUGGUAUCGAUUAGGGCAUUGUGGGCAGACAGUGGCAUACAGACGGCUUACGAUCGGCGCAGAGAAUUUCAAUUGGGGGAAUCUGUGAAGUAUUUCUUGGACAAUCUGGGCAAGCUCGGUGACAAGGAUUAUCUUCCAACCCAGCAAGACAUCCUGCUAGCCCGACGGCCCACCAAAGGAAUUCAUGAAUAUGACUUUGAGAUCAAAAAUGUUCCCUUCAAGAUGGUAGAUGUGGGAGGUCAGAGGUCAGAGCGCAAGCGCUGGUUUGAGUGUUUUGACAGCGUGACCUCCAUACUUUUCCUGGUGUCAUCGAGUGAAUACGACCAAGUCCUGAUGGAAGACAGGCAGACAAACCGCCUCACUGAGUCUCUGAACAUCUUUGAAACAAUAGUCAACAACCGCGUGUUCAGCAACGUCUCCAUCAUCCUAUUCCUAAACAAGACUGACUUGCUGGAGGAGAAAGUAAAAAUAGUGAGCAUUAAGGACUAUUUUGCAGAUUUCGAAGGAGAGCCCCACUGCCUUGAAGAUGUGCAAAAGUUCUUGGUAAAUUGUUUCCGAAACAAGCGGCGGGAUCAGCAGCAGAAACCUCUCUACCAUCACUUCACCACCGCCAUAAACACGGAGAACAUUCGCCUGGUUUUCCGCGAUGUUAAAGAUACCAUUCUUCACGAUAACCUCAAGCAGUUAAUGCUGCAGUAAUGACUUUUAGUGGGUUUUAAUGUGCCAUUUUAUAGGCUUUGUUUCCCCUUUUUAAGUUUACAUAGUGAGAGCUAAAAUGAGUUUUAUAUUUCUUUUUGGAUUGAGCGAUCUUGGCUUCUAUCGGACGUCUGGCUGAACUCUCAUCUGCUACCUAGUAUUGCCCUAUUUUACAAAAGAAGCCUCACUCUAAGCUGUAAGCAACAGACUUCGCACGAAAUGUGUUCACUUCCAUGAUUUUAUUUCUAGUUCUUUUGCAACUUUUGGAUAUUGCUGUGAUGCUUCAGGCAUGAGUAUCACAGCUGUUGUUCAACUCCCAGACCCCACCAGAGAUAAGCACAAAGAUGUUUUUAAACAAGGUUUGUUGUUUCUUUAAAAGAACAGUAACACCAAAAACUGAAAGUAUCUUAAAUGACAAUAUAAUGUACUGUUGCGCUGCACUGGUAAAACUUCUGCGUUUACUUCAGAAACUAUUAUAGUAAUAGAAACUACUAUAGUUUAUAUAACAAGUUGCUGUGUAGCAGCCAUUCAAGCACAGGAUAUACAGUAGAUAAUAAAUACGUAUUAAGAAUCCCAUUGUAUACUACAGAGCUUACGUAUUCUGUGUUUUUCUCCUUUUCCAGCUUUAAAUGGCUGCCAUGUCUACACAGCAGUUUGUUAUAUAAACUAUAGUAGCUUUCCUGAAGAAACACACCAGCGCAGCUUAACAGUACAUUAUAUUUUCAUUCGUUUAAAAGACUUUUAAAUGUUUGCUGUUACUGUACUGUUAAGUUGGAAAUGUACGUUUUUACAAGAUAUUUAGAUCAAAUAGAUAUUUUGUUAUGCAAGUAUUUACAGGCAAUGCCCCGAUUGGCACAACCUGUACUUUUAUCAUGAUUUUGAGAUUUUGCCAUUUGCUUACACAGUGUCCGUGGAACAGGAGCCAGUGAACGGCAUAUAACAAUCGUAUUUUAGUCAUGCACUUUUAGUUCAGUACAAAUGGAUUCUUUCUAUUUUUGCAGAAUUAGAAUUCUUUGUUUAAGGUAAUGGAAUUGUUUCUACUAAUAUGAAGAGAAUCCAGGCGUAGCGCUAGGUUAGGAAGGUAGCAGUUCUACAUUAGAGACCCAGCCUGCUGUCUGCACAGGAGGGAAUUCUUUUUAUACAGCAUUUUUAUUUGAAGCUUCUAUGCUGGUUUUAGAAUAAAAAGUGGUCCCGGUGCCAUAUUAUUUAGGUUA